AGAAAAAAAUUUCCAGCCACUGUUUUCUUGUUUUCCGUACAAAGUAUUUAAAAUAUUGAGUACAAAAAUCAGAGAAUGUCCAAAUACGGGACAAUCACCGGACAAAUUACAAAAUACGGGACACUUAUACGUCCCGGGUUUCUUUAAUAAAAACCCGGGACAAGCUGUAGAAAUACGGGUACGUCCCGGGUUAACCGGGACGGAUGGUCACCGUAGUAUAAGUAAAGAGAAGUAGUGAGUGAUAAGGCUUGAAUCCAUUGUAGUCGAAACCUCGAAACACCCAUGGCUUAGAAUCUCAAAAAAUAGGUGGAGGUUACUGAUGAUUGUUGUUAAAUAAAAAUGUUUAUAGUUCAUUAGUCUCAUUUGGAAACGCAAUCUAAGAAGUUCGAGUUUUCAGUCAGUGUCAGAGUGCAAGAUCUAUUUCCUUAACAUGCAAAAGUUUACUGCAAUGUCAAGGAUGAAAAGUGUAAAGAUUUUGUUGAUAUUAAUAUUGAUGAUAAUUUUUGCAGUUGAUAGAACAUAUGGAAAUCUUCGGCCCUGCAAAAAUUCUGGAAUUUGUGUUGCAUUUCUAAAUUGUACCACAAUCACCGAGCUUAGCAGAAGAUAUCCCACUAAACCUUUGCCACCUCCAGUAAGUAGUUUCGUGCGACAAUCCUUCUGUGGGAUAUCCAGAAAUAUUCAUCAUUUUUGUUGUGAUCCAAAAAGUGUUAUUGGCUAUGAAACAACUUCUGUACAGACUACAACUUCACUUCCAGUCACCACUUUUAAGUCCGUCGUGGGUGAACGCCGAGAAAUAGCUCCAGUACAAACGAUAGCUUCUUUUCCAGUUACCACUUCAAAGUACGUCAUGGCUGAACGUAAAGAAACAGCUCCAAUACAAAUCACAACUUUACCACCACUUACCACCUCAGAAUCUGUCUUGGGUCAAUCUGUUGAAAAAGUUUCAGUAAAAACCACAGUUUCACCCUCAAUCACCACAUCUACACCCAUCAGACGUGCGGGUGUUGAAAGAUCGGAAGAUUAUGUCCAAGCUGGAUUAGACUUGUUACAACAACAAACAAACUGCGGAAAAAGUGAUGCUAAUCGAGUUGCUAAUGGAGAAAAUGCUAAUCUCUCCGAAUUUCCAUGGAUGGCUUUGCUAAUAUAUUCUGAUGGUGUCGAAAGAACGAUUAACUGUGGUGGAAGUUUAAUCCAUGAAAGAUAUGUUCUCACUGCAGCUCAUUGCAUCUGGGCUGGAAGAAAACAACUGGUAAGUGUGCGCUUGGGUGAACAUAAUACCGAAUCCAUUGAAGACUGUGAAGGCGAGGGUGAAAAAAAGAAAUGUGCUCCACCAACACAAGAAAUUAACAUAGAAAAGGUUAUUUAUAAUAACGACUUUGAUCCCAGCAAGUUCUCCGAUGAUAUUGCAUUGCUGCGACUUGUCACCAAUGCUGUAAUUCGAUCCAAUGUAAAACCGGUCUGCUUGCCUAUAACGGAUAGAUCAAGAAAUAACUCUUUAAGUUACAUGAUGAUAGCUGGAUGGGGUCAUAUAGACAAUCGCUCUAAAGCUACAAUUCUACAAAAAGCUCGUGUUCCAAUAAAAACCAUUGAGUAUUGUCAACAAAUACACGUAGCGAUUAAGUGCAGCCAUAAACAACUAUGUGCCGGUGGAGAGAACCAAAUCGAUACUUGUAAAGGUGAUUCAGGUGGACCGCUAUUUUAUAUUGCGCCAUACAAUUUUGGUCUGCGAUAUGUACACGUACAGUAUGGUGUGGCUACUGGUGGUAACAGAGACUGUGGUUCUAAUGACCCUUCAAUAUACGUCAGAGUUGACAAUUAUUUGCGGUGGAUUGCUUCCAAUUUAACAUAAAAUUAAGUGUAUUCUCUGAUUAAG
This is a messenger RNA of Episyrphus balteatus (marmalade hoverfly), 1873 nucleotides long. RefSeq names its product serine protease grass-like. Gene Ontology annotation, molecular function: serine-type endopeptidase activity. The record is from RefSeq and is a predicted model, not a curated record. Bases 431 to 1849 code for a protein of 472 amino acids. Gene Ontology annotation, biological process: proteolysis. The transcript has 5 exons. NCBI's taxonomy places the organism in Eukaryota, Metazoa, Arthropoda, Insecta, Diptera, Syrphidae.